AUGGCGGCCAGCUCAAAAUAUGUUCUUGCUGAAGUUAGUAGCCUACUAACGACCCUCGAGGAACUAAAUGCCACAUUUCUAAGUGGAAAGACUCUUGAUGUUGAAUGGCGAAAAGAACAAUUGAGGUCACUUUGGCGCAUGAUAGAUGAAAACGAAACAAAAAUCUCGGAUGCUGUAUUCGCAGACCUUGGGAAACCAAGAGUGCAGACUCAAGUAUUGGAGAUGGGGAUGGUGAAGAAUGAUAUUGUCCAUUGCUUUCAGAAGCUCGACGAGUGGCUCGCUAUAGAAGCAGUCGAGGUCCCUCCACCUUUCGAGAAUUGGUCACCAGUCAUUGUACGAAGACCAAAGGGACUUUGUUUGGUCAUUGGAACCUGGAACUAUCCAAUUACUUUGACACUUUUAUCCAUGAUCGGUAUCAUUGCUUGCAGCAAUGUAGGAAUUCUCAAGCCUAGUGAACAUGCACCAAACACAGCAGCGAUACUCUCGGAAUUAAUUCCUAAGUAUCUCGACCCUGAAAGCUUCCGCGUCAUCAACGGUGGUGUAGACGUGGCACAAGCUCUUUUGAAAUUCCCAUAUGGUCACAUACUGUACACUGGCAGCACGAACAUUGGGAAGGAAGUGAUGAAAGCUGCAGCUGAACACCUCACUCCUGUCACUUUGGAACUAGGGGGAGGAAACUCUGUUGUUGUGACGGAGAAAGCAAACAUUGAACUUGCUGCGAAGAGAAUUGCUUGGGGAAAGUUUGCGAUUGCUGGUCAGACUUGCUUUGCUCCAAAUCAUGUUAUUGUCCAUGAAAGUGUCCACGACACUUUCGUGGCUGCUCUCCAAAAGAUUGUCAAGGUUGGCAAAAUCGUCAAUGCAAUCCACUGGAAGCGCAUCAUGUCUCUCCUCGCUUCCACCAAAGGAACCACUGUCUUCGGCCGAACAGGGAAAGAAAAUGAACUCUUUAUCUCACCAACAGUCGUCAAGGGCAUCUCUCCAGAAGAUCCCCUUGUCCAAACCGAGAUCUUCGGUCCCAUUCUUCCCAUCUUGAAAUACAGCACAGACUCCGAGGCGAAGAAUUUGCUUCAAACACUUUCUCCAGACGCACUGGGGCUCUAUAUCUUCACCGAAGACCUAACUGAAGCUCGAGAUAUACUUAAAUGGUGCACUGCAGGAACUGCGUGCAUCAACGAUGCUAUGGGGCAGAUUGCACCGACGAGUAUGCCAUUUGGUGGCGUGGGUGCGAGUGGAAUUGGGAGCUACAGGGGGAAAGCAAGUAUUGAUACAUUUUCUCAUAAGCAAGGAAUGGUAACAGUGCCUACUGCACCAGAAUUCGAGAAUUUGCUUGCGUGGAGGUAUCCGCAGAUGGAAUCUCAGGAGACGGUGGGAUUUGUGAAGGCGAAUUUGGAGAUGAAACUUUAA
Messenger RNA from Mollisia scopiformis, 1404 nucleotides. Its product is annotated as putative aldehyde dehydrogenase. Gene Ontology annotation, biological process: aldehyde metabolic process. The coding region runs from base 1 to 1404 and encodes 467 amino acids. Lineage: Eukaryota; Fungi; Ascomycota; Leotiomycetes; Helotiales; Mollisiaceae. Gene Ontology annotation, molecular function: aldehyde dehydrogenase (NAD+) activity. The transcript is spliced from 8 exons. Gene Ontology annotation, cellular component: cytoplasm. The record is from RefSeq and is a predicted model, not a curated record.